AUGCGGGUUGGAGGUUGGGGCAGUCUCACUGUUUUGGUCGACGUAUUGUUUUGGUGGGCUCGUGGGAUUCAAUUUUUGGGAAUAAAUAAGUCAGAUUGUUCGAGAAUUACCCGAGAUGGAUCCUGCAUUAUUGAGGGAGCGGGAGCUCUUCAAGAAGAGAGCUAUAUCAACACCUGUCAUUGAAAAAAAGAAAAGAGAGCCUGAGAAAGAGCCCAGUCGAGAUGAACCGAGUAAGAAGAAACCGAAAGUCUCAUCGGUGUCAAGUGCCCCAAAACUCGACAAUGUCACCUACAAAACAAUGCCUGGUAGCUCACAGUAUAAGUUUGGGGUACUGGCAAAAAUCGUUAAACAUAUGAAAACGAGGCAUCAAGAGGGGGACGACCACCCUUUGUCAUUAGAUGAUAUUCUGGAUGAGACGAAUCAGUUGGACGUGGGCUCUAAAGUCAAACAAUGGUUGGCAACUGAAGCUCUCAUUCAAAACCCAAAAAUCGAUGUGGUUGAUAACAAAUUCGUAUUCAGACCAACGUACAAAAUCAGGGACAAAAAAUCGUUAUUGAGACUUUUGAAGCAACAGGAUUUGAAGGGACUUGGUGGAAUAUUGUUGGAUGAUAUUCAGGAGAGUUUACCUCACUGUGACAAAGCCCUGAAGCACUUGCAACACGAGAUUCUCUUCAUAGUUCGACCCCUCGACAAGAAGAAAAUAGUAUUUUACAACGAUAAAACAGCUCAAUUACCAAUCGACGAGGAAUUCCAGAAGCUCUGGCGUGCAGUGGCUGUAGAUGCAAUGGACGAUCAGAAGAUCGAUGAAUACUUGGAGAAACAGGGUAUAAGAUCGAUGCAGGAUCAUGGACCAAAGAAACCAGCCCCAAUAAAACGAAAGAAACCAAGUAACAAACGAAAGAAUCUCAAGAAACCCAGGGACAACGAGCAUUUGGCUGACGUACUAGAGACGUACGAUGAGAAUAAGUGAACGGUGAACCGUGAAACCAUCCGCAUAAGUGAAUUAAUUCAUCUAGGAAAUUGAACUCGUUUAAAUAAAUAUAUAAUUUUUAUAAUCACAAGUUAUUCAUAAGUACAAAAUAAAUAUAAUUUUUCUCAUAUCUCAGGGGCUUAAUAAUAAACUUGGUGAAUUCAGAUACAAAAAUCAUCAAUCCUUUGGCAAUUACAGAUGACCAUUAGUCUAUCAGUAGAAAAAUCUUAUUCCUGUACAUAAAAAAAGUAAUUCAUUGA
Messenger RNA from Diachasma alloeum, 1230 nucleotides. RefSeq names its product transcription initiation factor IIE subunit beta (gene TfIIEbeta). The record is from RefSeq and is a predicted model, not a curated record. Bases 116 to 970 code for a protein of 284 amino acids. Gene Ontology annotation, biological process: transcription initiation at RNA polymerase II promoter. The transcript has 4 exons. NCBI's taxonomy places the organism in Eukaryota, Metazoa, Arthropoda, Insecta, Hymenoptera, Braconidae. Gene Ontology annotation, cellular component: transcription factor TFIIE complex.